AAAGGGGGGUUCCAUCCCACAGCACGUCAUGCCCAGUAUAUAAACUGGGGGGAGUUACCCGGAAGGCCGAGAUUGCUGCUGGGGUCCGGCUCGGUGUUGGUCGGCGGGUGCCAGGAACAAUAUGCCUGUUGUAAAAAAACGCAGAACUCGAGAGCCCCUCUGGCAUGAACGGGACUCGAAAGCACAGAAACAUGGGUUAAGACACACAGUCUAUGCUGUAAAUGGGGAUCGGUACACCGGAGAAUGGCAGGACAACUUGAAACAUGGCAAAGGCACCCAGAUAUGGAAAAGCACUGGAGCUAUUUACAGCGGUGACUGGAAGUUUGGGAAGCGCGAUGGUUAUGGCUCAUACAGCAUUCCUGACCCUGUAACCAAGCAGUACAAGAAGGUGUACACAGGCUGGUGGGAAAACGACCAAAAAUGUGGCUACGGGCUGAAGAUCUACCCCAACGGGGAGCGCUACGAGGGCGAGUGGAGCGCUGGGCUGCGGAGCGGCUGGGGACGCAUGUACUACCAGGAUGGAUCCAUCUAUGAGGGACAAUGGCUGUUGGACAAGCCCAGCGGGCAGGGAAUGCUGCGGCUCCCCAAUGAAAAUCGGUACGAAGGAGGCUGGAAAAAUGGAAAAAAGCAUGGCCCAGGGAAAUUUUUCUACUUGGAUAAGGGGCAGCUGUUGGAAGGUAUCUGGGCAUCUAAUGUACCAAAAUGUGGAAUUGUGACUGACUUCAACAAAGAUGAAGCUCCUGCCCCUCCUCAAUAUCCCAUCCCAAAGAUCGAACUGGCAGAUCCAGAUGGUGUUUUAUCAGAAGCCCAGGCGAUGUUUGAUGACAGCCAAAAUGAAUAACCGGAUGCUGAAGGAAAAAAAAGAUGCAUGAUAAGAACACAAUCAUGAGUGAGUUACUCAAAUGAGUCUCAAAUGCACUCUGUGGUGUAUUGUGUCUUUGUUUCCCUCACUUUUCCCUCAAGGCUGCUCAUGUAGAGUCAUAGAACGGUUUGGUUUGGAAAGGACCUUCAAAUCAUCUGGUUCCAACGCCCCUGACAUGGGCUCAGCUCAGAAGCCGCCUCCCACUGCCCCUUAUUUUGGAAAGGAAAAGGUGACUCUUUUCCCAUCUCCUCUGUAAAGAAAUCACACUCCUGUUGGGAUCAAGGUCUUUCGCAUUAAGAAGCAAGGUCUCUAUUAGCUAUAAAAGAAAAACUCUACAAAAGGUACAGUCAAGUAAUUCUCCCCUCCUGCUCCCCCCAAACUUGUCCUGAUAUAUACCUCUGACCCAAAAUGUCUUUUAAAGUUGUAACGGAUCAUGUUUUAAUUAAUACAGUUUUAUUAAUACAAUUUGA
Molecule: messenger RNA, 1332 nt
Organism: Strigops habroptila (Kakapo)
Lineage: Eukaryota; Metazoa; Chordata; Aves; Psittaciformes; Psittacidae
Gene: MORN3
Product: MORN repeat containing 3
Exons: 6
Coding region: 122-841 (239 amino acids)
Source: RefSeq, a predicted model, not a curated record